Messenger RNA from Syngnathus acus (greater pipefish), 2713 nucleotides. It is a transcript of the gene tcf19l, whose product is annotated as transcription factor 19 (SC1), like. The transcript has 6 exons. The coding region runs from base 480 to 2144 and encodes 554 amino acids. Lineage: Eukaryota; Metazoa; Chordata; Actinopteri; Syngnathiformes; Syngnathidae. Gene Ontology annotation, biological process: regulation of gene expression. Gene Ontology annotation, cellular component: nucleus. Gene Ontology annotation, molecular function: protein binding. The record is from RefSeq and is a predicted model, not a curated record.
CCGCAAGCUCGACGCGCCAAAUUUCAAAGCACUUCCUCCCCGGAGAAAAGAAAGCGGAGCGAGCAAGAGGACGACGGCGGCCGAAGUCCAACUUACCCCAUAGUUUCACUUGUGCUCGACGGUUGUUCGAGAGGAAAGAAGCCCGCUAACUUCGGCUGGGUGGCAUGAUGCAGCGGGAGCACAAACAUUGAAUGAUCAGACUCAAAUGCAUUUUUUAUUUCAACUUUUUUGACAGCCUAGUUUUUACCCACAACCAGCAGUGAGCCCCUGGCCAGUUGUGAAAGGCUGCUUUGCAUACCUCAUCAACUCAGACGGCCUCAUUUAUUCAUGUCAGUCCUCCUGGCUUCACGCCAGAUGCUGUUCAGUCUGCCGCAAAUGCCUUCAACGUAAUAUAUAACCACAAGCAGAGCGACUCCCCAAAUGCAACGCGGCCAACUGUAGCGUCAGGAGGACGGGGUGGGAAGACAAACGUGUCCGUCAUGUACUCGGGGGCGCAGCCGUGCUUCCAGCUUCUCCGCAUCGGCUCCUCGGAGGGGGGCCCUACGCGGGACCUGUACACCUUCAGGCCGGCGCCGGGCCACUCGGUGUUCCGCCUGGGUCGGGCCGAGGAGCUGUGCGACGUCAUCCUGGACUCACCGACCGUGUCGCGCGUUCACGCCGAACUGCACGCCGAGCGCGAGGCCAGCAGCGACGGCGAGGAGGUGGCGACGCAGGAGGAAGGGUGGAGGGUCCACAUUCAGGACAAGAGCACGCAUGGCACUUGGGUGAACGAGGUCCGCCUCCAGGCUGGCAUCCAAUGGGAGCUGUCGGACGGUGACGCGCUGACCUUUGGGGGCCACGAUGCUCCCGACAGCCCUGAGUUUUGCUUCCUCUUCCAGAAGGUCAAAGUUCGUCCGCUGGACUUUGACGCCAUCACUGUUCCCAAAGCAGGGACAUUUUCAUCAGACUUGCAGAACCGGAUCAGAACCAACCCCGAGCGCAAGGCGGAGCCGGGCUUGGAUCUGUCCAGGCUGUCCAUCAACCGCUCCACCGUCAUCCUCAACUCCAUCGGCAGCCUGAGCAAGAUGAGAGGCAGCGUGUGGUCCUUCAGGAGGAGCCGCAGCCACGAGGGCGCCACCUCCGACAUGGGCUCAUCGUCCUCGCCGCCCCCUCUGUGCGGCGGACGCUUGCCGCUGCUGCCGCCGUCCACUCCACCGUCUUUCUCGCCUGCCGCCUCCUCGCUGGCCCCCAAGUCUCUGGCCCCCAAGUCUGUAGCGCCGGCCUCCAGGAGCCGCAGGAAGUCGGCGCACACGGUGUUGCUGGAGGACGACGGCUCGGACGAGCCCCGUAGCAAAACUGUCCCGGCAGGUCUGGAGGAGGAAGCGCAGCAAUCGCGAGGCAGCAAGAAGCGUCGCCUCUAUAAGUCCGACUCAGACAAUCUGUGCUCGCCGCCACCUCCUCCGCCAUCUUCCCACCCGCGUCCCCAGGAAGCCAAACCCUUCCCGGUUGGCAUCAGGACCAUCGGUAGCUUCCACGGCGCCAUGACAAACACCCGCCUUGACCAGCAGCACCACGUCCUCCUUGCGCCAUUGAAACCAGAGCGACAUGAGGGGGCGGCUGCGCCACGUCACCUUCACAACGCCGCCGUCCGUCAGCAGAGACCCGCCCCGAGGGGCCGUCGGAGAGCUCAUAGCGCACCGGUUUUCUCCCCGCUGGUGGUGGGAGGGGAGAGCUACAAUCUGGCGUCACCCUCAGUGAGGGUUACUACGGCGCCGCGGGGCCGUGCUGCCUUCAACAGGUUCCACCAGCAGCCUAGCAGGCGUCGCGGCCGACCCAGGAAACACCCCCUUCCACCUCGGCCCUCUUUACCCUCGCCAUCCUCGUCGUCCUCCUCUAGCUCCUCCGCUUCAUCCUCCUCAGGCUCGUCUUCGUCAUCCUCUUCCUCCGACGAGGACGAUGACGAUGAGGCGACAAAGGCCGUGUCGACGGCCGGGGGGUCGGUGGAUCCGUGCGCGGCCCCCCGCUGCCUGCUGCCCCAGCAGGACCCGGUCCAGUGGAUUCAGUGCGAUGUGUGCGACGCCUGGUACCACAUAGACUGUCUCCGCGUGGAUCGCAAGAAGCUGCUGAGGGACCCCAAUGCUGACUUCCACUGCGGCUGCUGCUGAGGAGCACGACGCUCCCGCGCAGUCUCAAGUUCCGCAAUCCAACAACUCAGGUGGGAUUUUACUGUCGGACAUGGUGAAAUUUGACUCUGAUAAACACACUUUUCCCCCCCUCAGCCUUAAUCAAAUUUUAGGAAAUACCGGCUCAGUGACAAGAAGCAUAAAGUUGAUCGUUUUUUUUUUCCUGAGGAUGAGCGUGCUAUGGAUGAUAAGGACGAAUUAAGUAAAAAAAAAAAGUAUAAAACAAUACGCAACAUAGUCGUUUCUGGCGCCCUCCUGUGGCCACAUGGUAAAACUGCAGUCAUAUAUUCUAGCAACGUUAAUGGCCCUAAUGCAAAUAACAGUCAAGAGCGAAAAUGUUGAUGGAUGUACUUGUUGACGAGUGUGCCAAAAUAAUCUUCUUGACCAAUAAGACCGCAUAUACUUCAUAUUCCAUAAGCGAUGGCAGAGGUUUCUAUGACCCCUGACCCCUUUACUGGAUGGGGGUACACGGAAACUAUGACAAUAUCUCAAAUGCUGGCCGUGUGUGUGUAAUGUUUGUGUGUUCAUUCAGUAAACAGUUCAUUACCUCG